UUAUAUUAAAUUUACAAUUUUAUGAAAUAACUUAACGAAAUAAUAACAAUAUUACAUAUAUGCACGACUUACAAAUCGUAGCACAUCAUAGAGGGCUUAUCAAAAGUUUAUGUUUAGCUAAAUCCAAAUCAUGUCGUUGCCGGCUAAAAUUACAUUGGGAGUAGCAAUUGGUAUUUCUAGUGCCAUUAUAGGUUAUGUCCACUAUAAACAGUCCGAAGACCGACUAAAGCUACAUCAAGGUGUAAUACGCGAUGUGGAACAGCAGCAACGACGCAAACAUGAAAACAGAUAUACACUGCAACAGCAGAUUGACAUAACAAAGCAGCUGAAAGCGAUGGAAUCCAAGACAGAGGAUGGUCCCAAGAAACCCGAAAAACUGGACUCGAUUGUUGUACAGCCCCCAGAAUAAGAAUAAAGUUAUUUAGCUUUCA
Molecule: messenger RNA, 431 nt
Organism: Drosophila albomicans
Lineage: Eukaryota; Metazoa; Arthropoda; Insecta; Diptera; Drosophilidae
Product: protein PET117 homolog, mitochondrial
Exons: 3
Coding region: 131-409 (92 amino acids)
Biological process (GO): mitochondrial respiratory chain complex IV assembly
Cellular component (GO): mitochondrion
Source: RefSeq, a predicted model, not a curated record